AUGUUUUUAUCCUCUCUAGCCCGAUCUGCGGUGACGCAUUUUACUUCCCAGGUGAGGGGUCUUCAUCGAUCUGCCGCUCGCACCGGAGCUGGUGGCAUCUUUGUGCACAGAGACACACCGGACAACAAUGCUGACACACCGUUCGAGUUCACAGAGGAAAACAAAAAGAGAAUUGAAGCUAUCAUUUCAAUGUACCCCGUCGGCCACAAGCAAGCAGCAACCAUCCCUGUACUGGAUUUAGCCCAGCGGCAAUAUGGAUGGCUCCCUGUCAGCGUCAUGAACAAGGUGGCUGAGGUGCUAGAAAUCCCACCUAUGAGGGUGUAUGAGGUCGCCACCUUUUACACCAUGUUCCUGCGCCAACCCGUGGGCAAAUAUUUCAUCCAGAUCUGCACCACCACGCCAUGUAUGCUGUGCAACUCGGACAGCAUUCUGGAAGCCAUCAAGAACAAACUGGGUAUCAAGGUCGGUGAGACAACAGCGGACAAGAUGUUCACGCUAAUCGAAGUGGAAUGUCUCGGCGCCUGUGUCAACGCGCCCAUGGUGCAGAUCAAUGACAACUAUUACGAGGACCUUACUCCACAGGAUAUCGAGUAUAUUAUUGAUGAGCUUCAAGCAGGCAGAGUGCCGCCACCAGGGCCCAGAAGUGGACGUUUUUCCUGUGAGCCUGCUGGUGGACUGACAUCCCUGACAGAACCCCCUAAAGGGCCUGGCUUUGGUGUGAGGCCGGACCUGUAG
Nerophis lumbriciformis (worm pipefish) is the source of this 735-nucleotide messenger RNA. The record is from RefSeq and is a predicted model, not a curated record. NCBI's taxonomy places the organism in Eukaryota, Metazoa, Chordata, Actinopteri, Syngnathiformes, Syngnathidae.